ACAGCUCAUGACCAAAACAUGAACUCGUCCAUUUAACCGAUUGAACUACUGCUAGUGAGGGGGGGGGAAAGAAUUUUUUCCUUUAACAUUGAUCUUUCUCUUUAGGUUUAAAAAAUAAUACAAGAAGAACGAACAUGUCUGAAAUCGGCCAAAACUCUGAUGAAGAAGUGUGUCCUGAGGACAUUGAUGAAGAUGAAAUCCUGGCAAACCUGUCCCCUGAGGAGCUAAAGGAGCUGCAGAGUGAGAUGGAAGUCAUGGCCCCAGACCCUGAAGUCCCAACUGGGAUGAUACAGAGGGAUCAGACGGAGAAACCCCCCACGGGAAGCUUCGACCACAGGUCCCUGGUUGACUACCUGUACUGGCAGAAGGCAUCCAGACGCAUGCUCGAGGAUGAAAGAGUUCCCGUCACUCUCCUGCCCUCUGAGAGAAGCGCUGCGGAGGAGGUGGAAGGAAGGGCCGGCGGCAGCGGUGAGGUGGCCGGCGGGAGGGGGCCAGCAGCAGAGGGAAAAGAGAGACGGUACCAAAAUGAGCACUUGUCCAACUCAGGAACACAGUUUGGGGGUGCAAAGAAAGAUGGAAGUGAUAAGGAGAGAGGGGAAGAGGAGGAAGAGGAAGAGGAGGAGGAAGAGGAGGAAAAGGAAGAUGAGCCUGAAUUGGAAACAAAGGAGACUUGCACCGAUGAGAACAGUCACAGCGAUCGGAUAAGUAAGAAACCAGGUACAGAAUCAGGAGAAAUCACACAAAAGCCAAAUAAAAAUGAAAAGAAAAUAUCAAAAUUAAACAUCCCCCAAAAGUUAGCAUUGGAUACCAGCUUCAUGAAGCUAAGUGCCAGGCCUUCAGGAAAUCAAACCAAUUUAGAAGACAGUUUGGAGAAAGUCCGAAAAAACAACCCAGACAUGAAGGAGCUCAACCUGAACAACAUAGAAAACAUCCCCAAAGAAAUGCUGAUAGACUUUGUCAAUGCUAUGAAAAAGAAUAAAAAUAUAAAAACGUUCAGCUUGGCCAAUGUAGGGGCUGACGACAACGUGGCGUUUGCGCUGGCCAACAUGCUGCGGGAGAACAGGAGCAUCACCACGCUGAACAUCGAUUCCAACUUCAUCUCUGGCAAAGGGAUCGUUGCUAUCAUGAGAUGCCUGCAGUACAACGAGACGCUGACGGAGCUCCGCUUUCACAACCAGCGGAGCAUGCUGGGCCACCAGGCAGAAAUGGAGAUCGCCAGGCUGCUGAAAGCCAAUGCCACCCUCCUUAAAAUGGGCUAUCACUUUGAAUUGCCGGGGCCCAGGAUGGUGGUGACCAACCUGCUCAGCAGAAACCUGGACAAGCAGAGGCAAAAGAGGCAAGAGGAGCAACGGCAGCAGCAAAUGAAAGAGCAGAGAGAGUUGAUAGCGAUGCUGGAAAAUGGACUUGGGUUGCCUCCAGGGAUGUGGGAAAUGCUGGGGGGACCGCUGCCCCAGCUGGGGAUGCACGAACCCCCGCAAGCCCCCAAACCUCCCGUCCCCACAGCUGUGUCUCUGAGCAAAAGGCAGGAGAGCGCGAGGCAGCCAGCCCCUGAGCAGCCGUGCACAGAGAAGCCCGUCAGCUUCAAAGUGGUCAAGCUGAAGAAGAUUCAGCGCAAACCUGCUGUGCCGGAGUACGUUGAACCUGCUGAGAAAACCAACCUCAGAGAUGUCAUCAAAACACUUAAACCCGUUCCCAGGAGAAGGCCACCUCCCCUGGUUGAAAUAACCCCAAGAGAUCAGCUACUAAAUGACAUUCGUCAGAGUAACGUCGCUUAUCUUAAACCGGUGCCAUUGCCAAAGCAGCUGGAGUGAGAGACCAGACUGACCCGGAUAAAACAACUUGGAAUAAAGACUAUUCAAGUUUUGCUUACAACUGUUUCAGCAGAUGUUUUCUGCAGAACCCAGGUGGUAUAUACGACUCUUUGGGAACAAAGCUUGCAAUACACACUUUUGUAAGUGUGGUGAAAAUGGCUGGCAUGGGAAAAGUCAGUGCUAAGUGUUUCCAUCAGGUAUCAAACAAUCCCGCUGCCAUCUGUCUGCCAAGUGGAUUUGAGGCUCCAGUUUGUUGUGGGAGUAUUUUCUCAGAGGCAUCAAUAACCUUGUCUUUCUAUUUGUCAGCAAACUGUUCUGCUUCCACGUUGUCCUUCUGCUGCCAGAUUCUGCAGGAACAUGCUGUGCUUUAUCUUAUCUUUCUUUUCACACACAUGCUCCCUUAUUCUUCUCUUGUCCAUGAGAAAUGUAUUUGGUUUCCAUGUACACAGCUUCAUUUUUUAGGCUAAGGAAACAGAAAUAAAAUAAAGCUCUCUCGUUAAGUUGUGUGCAGCACUUCCAUGGCUAACAAGAUGCUCACCGAACAGAACAGCUGCUCUGGUACAUCAAACGCCUUGGCUUGAUGGUUUCAAACUACCUCUGUUUCAGAACAUAGUCAAGUUGGUAUUGUACCUGAUCAGCAUAUAAAUGAUAUCUUUCCCCAAGAUUCAUCUCUCUCCAUGAUGUAUUCCUUAAUUACAGUGACCUUGGAGCUCACUGAAAUGUUGUUUCGGGUCUCUCUCCACACUGUUCAUGUGGCAGGAGGAUAAGCCUUCCCCCUCUCUCUGCCAGAGGUUUAAGAAACGCAUCAUUCGUCCUAGUACGGGGUGUGAAGAGCAUGUCUCACCUCUAAAAGGGCUGGGUGGGGUUAAACCUGCAUAUACACAACUUCAGUUCUUCCUUGAUUUUUGUGAAAUUGUUUUCCUUCCCUUUUAAUCACAUCAGAUAUUUUGCUGCAAACUUUUUUUAUAAAGCAGCUACAGGUAAGUCACCUUCUUGUGGAACACAUCCAUGAGAGACCACUUUGUUUUGGGGUUUUGUUUGGUUUUUACAGCUAAAGGCACAGGGAAAGAACAAAGCCUUUCUCUUUGCUAACAUGCAGCUGCCCUGCCUUCCAGUGGUUGAUACACAUGCUCAAAAGGCACAUCUUUGCAGCUCCCAGCAGGAUUUCUUUCAGGUGAGUUGCUCCUGCCUGUAACUCUUAGCAACCUUCCCCUGGCAGCUAAAUCCCAGUCCUACCCUGCUCCCCCAUCCCAUGUUUAUUACAAUAGUCCUGUAGUAUCAGCAAUGUCUGGGACCUCUUUGAAUGCAAGGUGGACUCCACUAUCGUUAGUUCAAAUUUUCAUUUGUCCUUGCCCUUUCUGUGUCUAUUACUUGGUUUCUUUCAAAUCUCCCAUCUUCCAAACUUGUAAAGCUCCUUCUCGGCUCUGCUUGUCUGCAGCUGUAACAUCGCAACUGUAACAACCUGGGAAACCUGGUUGAUGUAUUGUCUAACACAUAGCAAGUAAGUUUUUCAGUAUCCCAUAAGGGGGAGGGGAGAGUCAUUAAAAGGGAAGUAACAUUUCCGUUGCACCUGUUUCAUACAGCCCUGUCUCUUCGUAAAGGAUAAACGCAGGAAAGAGAAGGAACUUGGUACUUCCAUCCAAGCCCUCGCAUGGAGAACAGCAGCAAAUGACAAGUGCAAUAAGCAACUCUCCUCUCCCCGAGAGCUCUUUGAGCACACUGCUCUACACUGGGUUCAAGGCCAGGCUAGUGCAGCUGGGACACGGAAGGACAAAGGAAAGUAUAAUACAGUGCUUUAUAAUCUCCAACUCAAGCUGCCAGGCGCAAACUACCGCUACAGCAGAAGCAGCCAAAGCAGCAGUGCUGCCGCAGCUGCCAGGUACUCCCAGGGAAUAUACAGCAGGACCUGUGAAGCCCUGCUCUGAUCCGCGUGCUCCCACCCAGCAGCCUCUUGAGCCAUUGCAGGAGGAGGGAGGCAGCUCAGUAAGAGAUCACACCAGUAGUUUGACUGCAGCAGAGCUGGCUUCCUAGUACUGCUCAAGGCACAGCUCCCAGUAAUCCUAGAAGCAGAAAUCCCUCUCAGGUAAUUAAAAGAAAUGAAAAAUCCCUGUUAAGUAAAGUUAUAUAAGAGACGGAAAGAGCAUGAGCAAAUGCCUUAAGUACUACUCCUCUGUAAGGAGCAAGAGCAAGGCUGUAAUAUUCCUGCAGCUCAGAGGUCCCUCGUGCCUCAACAAAGUCAAUUCAGACACUUCAGCGCUCAAAGCGAGCAGCUUAAUCUCAAGCAUGGGCUUGCAGCAGGGUGACAACAGGUCUCCCACCGCCACUCCAGGGAUUUCCACCAACCGUACAAACAGAGACCAGCUCAAGCUUCCAACCCCUUUCCCCAACCUGAAAUAAAUGCGCUCAGUAAUCACCAUUAGAAUUUAUUUUUAACUGUGCAGUUUUUAAAAUUCUACAGUAAUGAUGAAGUCAUAAGCUACUACGUUCUUUAAGUGUGGAAACAGUUUUCAAAAAAGACCAUGCGCUACAAGUGAGGAACAGCCCAUUGACUCUUCAGCUGGAAUAUACAAACAUUUUCAAUAAAUACUGAUCACUUUAACACUUAAUGGAAUGACAUGUUCAGAUUUCUACAGAGUUCACUAUGGAAACAGCAUGGUAAGUUACAUAAAAGCUUCAACUUUAAGGAUCCUUGCCUUUUUGUUCAACUAAUUACUUUGUUAGAAAAGAGAAAUGCAAGAACAUUUGAAAUGGAGUGUCACCUGGACAACUUCUUCCCUCCCUGUUGUUGGUAAGCUCCUGUUAUCAAGAUUAUUCCAUCAGAGCCAGCAGUUAAGUUAAAAUAUAUAUAUAUAAAAGAAUCCCCCACACCACUUUUGGUUGUUACAGGCAAAUAUCUUCAUGAAUUUGAAAUGGAUUUUCAAGAAC
This is a messenger RNA of Falco peregrinus (peregrine falcon), 4736 nucleotides long. RefSeq names its product leiomodin 3 (gene LMOD3). Gene Ontology annotation, molecular function: actin binding; tropomyosin binding. Gene Ontology annotation, cellular component: striated muscle thin filament; myofibril. The coding region runs from base 135 to 1811 and encodes 558 amino acids. The record is from RefSeq and is a predicted model, not a curated record. Lineage: Eukaryota; Metazoa; Chordata; Aves; Falconiformes; Falconidae. Gene Ontology annotation, biological process: myofibril assembly; muscle contraction; pointed-end actin filament capping. The transcript has 3 exons.